CGUUAUUGGGGCAAUAAACAUAUGCAAGCAGAUGAUUUCUAAAUUUCUAAUAUUAAUUGUUGCAACGUAGCGAAAAGCUAGCGUAAAAAUAAAGCGUUGGCAAUAGGGCAAAGUUCUGUUAAUAAAUGUAAACAACAAUGACGACAACCUGUGAAUUUCAAAACAAAGUCGAAAUUAGUGCAAAAACAUAUAAUUACGCGUUAUUCGAAGAUGUGCACCUGGCAUUGCCACCACCAACAACACCACCAGGUGACAAUCAAGGUGAAACGCUUUAUACGCGCGGGCAUUUCACGUAUUUUCAUUACGGCUGCGAUGGCACCUUGGAUACGGGUUGGGGCUGUGGCUAUCGCACACUGCAAACGGCCGUAUCAUGGAUUAUAAAUAGGCGCAGUGGCAACCAAGCUGUGCCCUCCAUUCGCGAGAUUCAGCGCAUGCUGGUCACCAUUGGUGACAAAUUGCCGCAAUUUGUUGAUUCACGCGAUUGGAUUGGCACACUGGAGGAGUUCUAUGUGAUUGACCUUAUGUUUGAGCUGCCCUGCAAAAUAGUCCAUGUACAGCAGCUGAACUCUGAACAGGUGAUUGACCAAAUACGUCGUUAUUUCGUUGAGUAUGCCGGAUUUAUAGCCAUGGGCGGAAUGAGCGACUUGGCCUCAAAGGGCAUUGCGGGCAUACAUCAGAGUCCAACUGCUGGCGUCUCUCUGCUGAUUGUGGAUCCGCACUUCUCUGGCGUGCCCAGCUCCAAGCAACAAUUGAUUCAAAAAGGCUACGUUCGUUGGAUGCACAUCAACGAGUUCCAAGAGAGCGCCUACAAUCUCUGCUUUAUUUUGCAGCAGUAGAAACUAUAGUUAAAUUUAA
Molecule: messenger RNA, 855 nt
Organism: Drosophila innubila
Lineage: Eukaryota; Metazoa; Arthropoda; Insecta; Diptera; Drosophilidae
Gene: Ufsp1
Product: probable Ufm1-specific protease 1
Exons: 3
Coding region: 138-836 (232 amino acids)
Source: RefSeq, a predicted model, not a curated record